Messenger RNA from Fusarium subglutinans, 276 nucleotides. RefSeq lists its product as uncharacterized. Bases 1 to 276 code for a protein of 91 amino acids. The record is from RefSeq and is a predicted model, not a curated record. NCBI's taxonomy places the organism in Eukaryota, Fungi, Ascomycota, Sordariomycetes, Hypocreales, Nectriaceae. The transcript has 2 exons.
AUGAAGUUCAGCACCGUCCUCCUCGUUCUUGCCCCUCUCGUCUCUGCAGCUACUUCAAAAGAAGCUGCUGCUGGCCUUCCCGACCUUGCUUCGGCUGGUGAGAAGGGUCACGAUCUUUCAUCUCACGGCGAGGGACUUCAGCUCGCCGCCAAGGUCUGCCCAGCCAAGUUUCCCAGGAAGUGCUCCCUCGGCAACUUCUGCUGCCGAACCCUGAAGUGCUGCAAGAAGGAAUGCUGCCAGAACUCGGCGAGCAUGAAGGAUAUAACAAUGAAUUGA